AUGACUUUUGCAGUGAAUUGUCUCAGGAUCUUGUCAGUAAUCAUCACCCUGGCUUCACCGUAAGGGUUGACACAUUCCUUCCAGGCUCUCACAACUAUAAAACCGUUAGUCCUUGUCUCGUGGUAGUUAUGUAAAGACAUCACAUGGACGUCACUGCUUUUCUAAAUUAGAGUAGUUAAUCAGAGGAAUCUCUUUUUCUUUUGCAGGGCCUACUUUAGUGUGUGAAUACAGGUGCAGUAAAGUGGGAAGAAAACAGCACAGAAAGUGGUUCUGGUAGCUAGUACUUUACACCUGCACAGUCCCCCCUUCAUUUCCUUGCCAAGAAAAAGGCUAUGGAGAAAACAAAUUGUUGUUGUGGCCAACCAGAAAGGCUGUGGAAAUUCAUCAAUCGUACCCAAUACAGAAUACUAGCCAUUUCUGUGAAAAACAAGGGCAAUAGUACUCCACGCCAUCCAUUCAUGAUAUCCCAUUACAUAGAAAUUGUCAUGUAAACAGCUGUACUGACGAGGAACAGGCCCCACUACGAAAUUUUGAAGUGGUUGAAUAGAGAAAUUCUGAGUGUUUCAUAUAUGCAAAAGGGACUAAUAACAAUCAGAAAUUCAGGAGAAUUUUAAUAGAAAAGUUCUGAAGGGCAUUCACAAAUACUAUCUUCAAAGAAUUGUUCGGGUGUUGUUCACACAUGAACUCAGGAUGCAGAAAAAUCGCGGAGACAGCUUUGAAGUACAACAGACAGAGCAACUAGAUCAGGAAUUCUCUGAGAUACAGGCUGCUGAAGAGAAGGCUUGUAUUUUUAUCAAUGAUAACAAGAGGAUACCCAAAUACAUUGAUGAAAGACCAUCCAGUUAUCACCUAAUGAAUGGACAGAAGUUGGCUUUUCAAUGCAAAAAGAAAUGUGGUAUAUUUCAUAUUCCUAGGAGUUCCUACUUAUAUGAGAAUGUUAGGGAGGUUCCAUAUACUUCUAACCAGGGAGAAGAACAGUCGCAUGAAUCUGAGAGAAGUGAAACAUGUAAGCAUCAAACAAGAUAUGCCCGAGGAAAUAAUACCAAGGCACUGCAGAGAACAGAAAAGCAGCUCAAUCAGAAAAGCUACGGACUGCCCACUUAUUCAGUCUCUAACAAAUGUCACGAGUCUUCAGCAGAGACUCUGAAAGAUAAAACCAAUGCUGAAGUCAUCAACAAAACCAUCGCUGCAGCUUCUCAUUCUAAUUCGGUAACAUGGAGAGCACAAGAGCCAAUAGAGAUAGAAAAUAAAUAUGAAGCAUCAAAGCGAGAACUUGACCAGCUGAAGCAAAAUUUUCAGGAGUUUAUUAGACAGUUUGAUCCUACAGAGUCACAAUGUGUAACUAAGAGGGAAAAUUCAACACAAGUUCUUUCAGUGUUGAUGAAUGAAAAGGACAUGUCAUCGUCAUCAGAUAAUUAUAACAAGGCUACAGAUGCACGGUCUCUUCCGUCUAAACACGAGAUGACACACAUUUCUUGGCCCAUUGAAAACAAGAGGGAUCAAUUGAGUGCAUAUGAAUUGAAGCAUUCAGACCCAAAGCAUGAAACUGCAAUGGGAAUAACUCUGCAUAAGCUGCCAUGCAAAGCACAGGCAAACCUUGAAUCAUAUUCUUCCAAUGUUUCAGAAGCAAAUAUAGAUAGCCAGCAGGUGGAGCUAGGACUUCCACAAUCAGAAUUCAGCAUUAUUGAUCGACGCAACUUUCAAAAAAAACAUGCUCCAAAUAAUGAGUCAAAAAGAUUAAAGAUAAUGUAUAGGGAGAAGGAAGAAGGUGAUUAUUCCAAAGAGGGAUUCUCUGUAUCUGGAUUUGCAAAUGAAAUUACAGGAACCAAUUUAUCAUCUGUAGAAAAAUAUGAAAACCCAACUAUGCCAGAAACAAAAUUCGAGCAGAAGAAAUAUCAAAGGCAAGCUUCUACAUUAGAGGAAGAAUCUUUAGAAGACUUGGAAAACAGUCUCAAACUACUAGAAGGUGAAAAAGACAAGCUCAAUAAAUCUUUUGAAAGAAUGCAAACAGAUGAAGCAGCUAUGGGCAGAAACAGAAUUCCUCCAGUGCCAACAAAUGACAGUUUGGAGGCCUAUUAUCUUCAGAAUUACAUGUGUGUUUAUCAAUCUCCAAUUUUUGAACACACAUCAUUAAAUUCAGGGCCUCUAGAAGAUACCAAAUCCAUUGAAAUGCUCUAUCCAUCAAAAUGGGAUAUUCACCAUUGUAAAUCUUUAAAUAGUUGCUUGAGUACCAAAGAUAAGAAAGAUGCUGAAAUUGCCGAGCUAAAUUCAGAACUCAAAAUUCUUAAGACUCGACUAUGUACAACUUGCCAGAUUCAGUUGAAAAUGGAAGAUGACUUAAAGGAAAAUCUUUCAAAAAAUAAAUAUAGAGCUCUUUCUCUGGAAACUGCUAUAGAAGAAAAGGAGAAUCAGAUAAAAGAUUUGAAACAGCAUAUUCUUGAUAUGCAGGAUGAGAAAGACAAUAUAUUACUAGGGAACAUUAAACUCUUGUGUAAAGCACAAGAAGCUAAAAAUGAGGCAUGGAAACAUAAUAGACAUGUUGCUGACUACAUCACUAUAAAUGAUAAGCUUCUAGUACUGGCUCAAAGAAAAGAAGAGGAGGUGAAUCUUCUAGCUGAGCAAGUGACAAGAUUGCACAUGACACUCUCUAAAACUACAGAAGAAAAUAACUAUCUGUCUAAAACACUAAAAGCACUAAGAAAUGAAAUGUCUGAUCUUAGAGAGCAAAACAAUAUACUUAAAAACCAUAAUGAUCUUAUGACUUUGAAACUUCAGAAUAAUGAGGUGGUGCUUCUAAAACGGGAAGAAUCAUUGUAUAAGAUUUCCAUACAGUUAGCAGGUGUUGUUGAAAACCAAGAUUCACUUUUGGCAGAGUCUAAAGACUUGUGGAGACGACUGCAAGAUGCCAAGUACAGACAGAUUCAUAUUGAGACUGAGUUAAUAAACUCAAAUAAUGUGAUAAGUGAUUUGAAAGAGAAGAUAAGUUACAGGGACAAUGAAAUAUCUGGACUAAGGGCUGAAUUGAAAGAGAUCAUGAAGCAGAAUAUUUUGCUUGAGCAAACAAAAGAAGCUAAAGACAAGGACCUCACAACUUUGCAGAGCAAACUGUCUAACCUAUGGCAUAAAGUUGAGGCCUUAGAAGAGGAGGUUUUGAUAAAAGAAGGACAAAUUGCCAUAUUGAAGGGAUCAUUUUCUGAAGAAGAGUAUUGAUUGUCCAUCCUAAUGAUGUUCCUUUGGGCUGAUCAUGCACAAGAUACCAUAUAUUUGCCAUUGGAUCAGCUCUUUCUUGUAGUAUGAAUUUUCUGAAAAUUCCAAAAGAAAAAAUGAGAAAGAAAGUACAUUACUAUCCUUGAGUGACAGGACAUUACAGUAUUUAUCAGUAAAGAAAGGGAGUGUGUAAGGCAUCUACAAUUCAACAAUGCUGGCACCUUACAUGAUUAAUGAAAACGGUGUGGUUGUUGGGUUGUCUUCAUGGCAUGUCUUAGAAGGAGCAAGCUAUUAGAAUUUGAAUUUAUCAGUAUCAAGUUUUGUUCUCAGUUGCAUAAAGCAUGGCCAAAAUGAGAAUUUGUUGAGCUCACAUAAACUUCCACAGAAAAGGCAUCCAGAGGGUUUUUCAUUGUUAAGCACAAGUUAAAAUCCUCAAUUAUUAUCUGUAAAUUCUAGUCAAAAACAUCACAAAGUUUGUGGAUUUGAAUGGCUAGUUGAAUUCCCAUGGAGACUUAAAAGAGUGAUCAUUCUAAAUCUCAAGCCUGUAGUUUCCACAAAUGCCUGGAUGGCAAAUCAGGCUAGGAGGAUUUGUUAUAAUCAGGAUAGAACAUAAUGGUAUCGGAACAUUUUUCUUUAGAUGAUUGUCAUACUGAAAAACACAGAAUUCCUGGCGAGUUUGUAAUCUCACUGUUUCAUUGUCACUGUUAGAUUGAUGUGCUGCACAAUGAGGAACUACCUUCUUACUGUCAAAUUUGCUUGACUUCUAAGAAGGAUGGCCCUGCCUUGUAUUUGAUGGAGCAAGUCUGAGUUAAAGGUUAUCAUGAGCUCCCCAAUACCCUAUCAGGAGCACCAAAUGUUGUAUUUAUGGAUAUGGUCCUCUGUUCUUGUUUCUCUCCUGUGAACAAUCUUUUUUCUAAACAUGCAGCGUGUAUGAUAGUACAUUGAUAUUCAGAAAAGAACCUAUUAGAAAGGUCAGAAGCUUUUACCAUUCAUGGACACACAUGAACCUCAGUCACAAGAAAUACUUUAUUUGCAAAUACAUAGAUACGUUAUAUAAAAUAAAUUUGGUUA
This is a messenger RNA of Cryptomeria japonica (Japanese cedar), 4278 nucleotides long. RefSeq lists its product as uncharacterized. The transcript has 8 exons. NCBI's taxonomy places the organism in Eukaryota, Viridiplantae, Streptophyta, Pinopsida, Cupressales, Cupressaceae. The coding region runs from base 691 to 3210 and encodes 839 amino acids. The record is from RefSeq and is a predicted model, not a curated record.